This is a messenger RNA of Brassica napus (rape), 5578 nucleotides long. Its product is annotated as succinate dehydrogenase subunit 5, mitochondrial. The transcript has 6 exons. NCBI's taxonomy places the organism in Eukaryota, Viridiplantae, Streptophyta, Magnoliopsida, Brassicales, Brassicaceae. Gene Ontology annotation, cellular component: respiratory chain complex II (succinate dehydrogenase). Gene Ontology annotation, biological process: tricarboxylic acid cycle. The record is from RefSeq and is a predicted model, not a curated record. Bases 4671 to 5384 code for a protein of 237 amino acids.
UUUGGAUCAUAGUAAAAUAAACAAUAGAAAGUGUAUAUAUCAGGAUGAGGGCGAGCUAUUUAUUAGAUAUAACUUUUGUUUGUUGCAUUUUAUAAUUCUUUUAAUCACAUUCGGAUUUGAGAUUCAUUCUAAUAUAUCAACCGCGAAUAUAUCACUUUCAAAUUAAGACGAGUGUUUUGUACCGGACGCAAUAUGCAAAAUAUAAAUAUAGACAACAGAAAAGUUAAGGGUAACUUAUAUACUGAUAAAUAUUUCUCACAUUUCACCAGUAUGUACCUAAAAUACAUUCAAUGAAAUGAUAAAUUCUAUAGCUAUUCUAUUUCCUACAAAUUUUAAAGGUAAGCACCGGUUAAUGACAAGGUUAGAAUCGAAAAGACUGUUGAUAUUUAAGUAGAAAGAACAUGAGAGUGUAAAUGUAUAAGACUUUCAAAUCAAGGUGAGCAGUAUCAUUUUCAUGCGUAAGAUGGAUCACCUUCCACUAUAGCUUGUCCCCGAAAGUACUAUACAUGCUAGGUUCUCUAAACCAUGGCCUACUCUUUGCUUUUUAUGAUUAUAUAUGACCUCCUCACAAUAUGUAUUCAACUAUGUAAUUAUACAAUCAAGCUUUGGUUAUCAAUUUUGUUUUAUUGUUCCUUCUGGAAAAUAUUCAAAACUUAGAUAUUUCUACCAUUUAUCAAAUUAAAAUUUUAUUAAACUAAUAUCUGGGAACUAUUAAAUAAAAAGUCGAGAGAGAGUGUGGGAAACCAUAAAGGGGUCAUUAUAAGAGGGUAUAUCAAAACCCUAAUUAAUAAGCAAUGGCAGAAAGAGGAAUUAGAUAAUAUGCAAAGGAUAAGAGCAUCUUUAACGGGGUCUUCAAAGGCCGUCUCUUAUUGUUUUUAGAAUUUAAAAAAAAAGAAAAAUAGCAAUUACCUCAAACUACGUCUCUUAAUUAAGCAACAGAAGAGACCGUCUCUUCCAGUUCUUUUCUAUGGUUGAAGAAGGAAGAAAGAAGAAGAAGCCAUGGCAGGAGUAGGACUUUUCCGGUAGAUGGAGAAUUUGAGUUUGUAUGGACAUCCGAAUGAGUCGUGGGAACUGAAUCUACCGGCGGACGGUGCUGCUGCUACAGCUCCCCGCCACCGCCAUCUCCAUCUCCGAGAAGACGAUAUCGCCAGAUUCUCCAAUUGGAUCGUUCAUGUUAAUUAUUUUUAGAGGGUCUUACUGAUGAACUUGGUGCUGAGGCCAUGAUGUUCGAGGCUUUGGAGAAAGUGCGUUAAUAUCACACUUUUCAACAAAUGUUCGGUCUACAUAAAAACAGCUAAUGAAAUUGCAUUUCUUUAAUUGUGAACAACAUGCUUGGGAUUAGGAAAGAAUAUCUUCCUAAGUACGAGGAAAAUUUGGAGCUAAGCAUUGCCAAAGCACAGCUGGAUGAGCUGAAGAGUGAUGCUCUUGAAGCAAUGGAGUCUCAGAAAAAGAAAAGAUCUCUCUCCUUUGCCUGAAGCUGACACCGGUGGUGUUACUGUGAUAGAAAGCUCGACUCCCAUUGCCGAAACAGCUUCAUCCAAGACGAACAGUGCGUUGCAACCAGAAGAUGCUACAACUAGGGCUUGUUCAAUUCAGUAUGAAACAUCUAUUUCUCUUUUAGGAGAAGAUAUGUCUCCUCCUCUGCCUGAAGCAGACAAAAACGGUGGCGUUAUUGUUACAGAGAGUUCAACUCCCAUUGCAGAGGCAGCUUCUUCCAAAACUAACAAUGGAUCUCAAAUAGAAGAUAUACAAAAAGCAGAUGAUGAAUCUACAAAGCCUGUUACUCUCAGGUUUUCAAGAGAUUGUUUCUUCUACAAAGCCUGGUAUGUUGUUGUUAUCUACAAUGCCACCAAUCAAAUGAGUUGACAUUUUUUAAGAAACCCUAAAUAAGAGACUUGCAAUGAAGGGAGAAAAAUCUCAAAAUUCUUAAACAUGUCUCUUACCAAAAUUAACUCCUAAAAUACUAUUAAAAAUAAAAUAAGAGACCUAGUAGAGUAUAUGGGAUAAAGAUGCUCUAAGAAGUAGGAGUGAGCGUUCGGAAAGAAACGGCACGUUUUCGAAUGUUUUGGGGGUUUCAGGAUUAUUGUGUGAGGGGUGUAAGCUACAUAAAGUUCCUUUUGGUUUCUAGUCAUAUUAUUUAUAUUUGAAAUUUGAUAUUUAGUUUUUUGGACUUUCGAAAAACUAAUUAGGAUAUCUUUAUUCAAAAUAUUUAUUAAGUAUCGAAAGUUACAUAAGUUUUUAAAAAAUAAAAUAAAAUAGUAAUUAAGAUAUAGACUUAAACAAUGAUCAAAUAAAAAAAAAUAUAAAACAAGGUAUUGAGCAAUUUAUUUAGGUUAUAAAAAAAUCAUUUUGGAUCGGAUCUUUGAGAUUUGUUCGAGUACUGGUUUUUGUUUUUUUCUGUACUUUAUAUUCAUCUGAAUUUGUGUCAGAUUUAAAUAAUACAUUGGAUAUGCUUUCAUUCUCGAGAGCCACUUGGAAAUAGACUGACAAAAUUUAAUAAAGAUUUGAAUAGUUAAGAGAUUUUAAAAAAAAAUCAUAAAGGUGGUAGCCUAUAUAUAUAAAAUUUCAAAAUUUCUGAAAAUCUAAAACGAAUGUGUCAUCCGGCUUGCCUCAUAAUCGGCAAUGGUUAUCACACUUCUUGGAAGUGAUGAUCUUCACAAUGGAUCUGCGGUUUACCCUAAAAUUAUUAUCUAAGAGAAUAACUGUAGAACCUAAAAUCUACACUAACUAUUUGAUAAUGAUCGGGGUUUGAUCUAGGGAAGACAAAUGAUGUAGGCAACGAUAUUUUUAGAACACAACGAUGUUAAACAUUUUUCACUAGGUAAAAAUUGACUUUAUUAAUGAAUAAGAUCGUAUACAAUGAGUUGAACUAGAUCGAGUGAUACAAACGAGAACCGUAAAGAAAAGAGUUUAAGAUGGGGAGGAAACAAGGUCGAUGUUAGUGUGUAGCUCUCUCUAAGGUUUUCAACGUGUCCUUCUUCAUGUCUCUCCUCCUUUCUUCAUAGUAAGUCGACUUCGUGAUCUCCGUAACUGCUCCGCGAUCUCCGGGACUACUCCGCGAUCUCCGGGACCUCGACUCCUUCGCUUUCGAGCUCGAUUGUUUGCUAUGGGAUUCGGUUCCUUAAGGCCCAUAACUCUGAUCGCGGCCCAUUAAUGUUUUGACCGAAAUUGGGUCCAACAUUUGUCCCCCAGUCUCUUUUGAUUUGAUCGAAAAGAAUAAAGAGACGGUUAGUUAUCAAUUCGGGUUUUGUCGCUUGAUAACCGAUGCGAUUUUGGUUUGAUGGUUCAUGGGAAACCGUUGUUUGUCGCGUAAAUUUCAUUUUCUCUUUUUAUUUUUAAAAAAGGUGUAACGGCUAUAUCACCCGCCACUAGGGCAAAACCUAGGUCAUCAUUAUCUUUCUCGGGGAUGCCGAUAGAGCCUUUAGGAUUGCUAUAAAUACGCGAGGUUUUACGUUUUCACCUCAAUCCUUUUUUGCAUCCUUCGUUUUUCUUCUGUUCUUAAAAUUUCCUGAUCAUCGAACUUGAGAUGUCUUCAUCGUUCAAUUUUCCUCGUCCGACGACUACAGCCGAUGAUCUCGAGGAUCUUUAUAAGACGUAUGGGGUUGAUCGUGCGGUCGCUCUCGAUUUGGCCGGCGUGACUGAGACUCCCGAAACUAUGCGGGAAGGUUAUUGCGGAGCCUAUUUUUCUUUCUUUCACUCCUGUGGUCUUAUCUUCCCGGUCCCGGAGCUGAUACUUGAGAUUCUGGCGGAGCUUGGGUUAUCGCUUACUCAGAUCCUCCCAAACUUUCUUAGGUAUCUUGUCGCCUUCUUGGUUAGGGCUAGGGAGGAAGGUCUUUCUUUUGGCCUUAGUGAGUUCCGACAGCUCGUUCUGGUGAAGCGGAACCAGCAGAACCCUGGUACCUUCCUUGUGUCUCCGCGCCCAGGUCGCCACGUCAUCGAGGACAUCCCCUACCGCGAUGAGAAGUGGCGUGAGCAAUUUUUUGUUUUCAAGGUGGAUCGAGCAUCUAUGGGUGAAUUUGACUUCUCUCGGCUUCCUCGGAGCUGGGCCGAGAAUAUCGGUUAGUUUUCUUUGGUCUAUGUGUCGAUAUUUCUCUUUGGAAAGUGGUGGCUUAACUUUUCGUUUUUCUUUGAUCGAUUCAGCUCCUUCCGGAAGCUCUUCGAUGUCAGACGGGAUUCGUGGUUUGAUCGGGAUUCUUCAGAGAGGUCGUUCGAACUGGUCUUCAUUCGACCAAACUCGGAUUCGAACUGUCUUCGCUAUGCUGGAGUGGAUCAACAGGUCCUCUCUGGUUGGGGGUUCUGAUGACGAGGCCGAACACUCCCAUGAAGUUAUAGCGACUCCUUCCGUUUAGGUCCAGUCUUCGGAUCGAUUAACUAGACAGCUCGUGAGGAGGUCGUCAUUCCGUACUUCCGGGUCUGUGUCGAGGGGCCAGGUUUCUGGAAAAUCUCCCUUGAUCUCGAUUCAUGACUCCGAUGAUGAAAACGCUUUGGGAGAGAGGCGAUCUCCUGUCUCGUUGAUCCCUGGCUCGGAGGACGAGACCGUUGCGGGGACUCGCAAACGACGCUGGUCGUCGAAGGGUGCCUUGCCUGGCCCAUCUCGUCCAAGCUUUGUUCCUGAGGGAGAUGGUUCUUUGUUUGCGGCCCAAGGUGACCUAAUUUCUCUCGCUGGUCGCAUGAGGUCUGCAGGCUGCCUUCUUCCAUCUCUUGCUUCCUCAGCCGAGAAGGAGGCUUACGCCAAGGUUGCGGUGGUGAGCUCUAAGGUGAUGGAAGCUUUCAAUGACUACGUUGUGGUGAUGAUGGAAGACCACGUCGUGGCUUCUCCGAACGACAAGGAAAUCGAGAGCAUUUGUUCCGAGAUCAAGAGGCUUUCGAAGGAGCUCGAGGUCACCAAGAGAGAAGGGAAGAAGGAUGCCGAGAAGAUCGAGGCUUUGACUGAGGAUUGGAGGAGAGUUCACCAGGAGAACGAGGCUCUUACAACCCAGGUGGUUGCUCAGAAGGCGAAAAUUGCGGCGCUCGAGGUCGAGAGGGAUCGGGACAUUCGUCGUGAUUCUCGCAUUGCUCGUCGUGACAUCGAGCAGCGGUACAGAGAGAUCCUUGAAUCAUUGAAGGAUUGGUGGAUGAGCAAGAAGAAGGAAGUGUCUGCCGAGAUCCGAUUGCAAGAAGUGACCACCAACAUCAAUCUUCUGAACGAGCUCAAGGACGGGGGCCUGGCCAUUGACGCAGAGCUUGCUCGUUUAAAGGAGAUGGAAAGAGAUUGUGAGGACCUCGUCGCUUUAGCCGCCGUGCCAGAUUGGUCGAUCUCUGAGCUCGAUCUUCCUCGAAUCUUUGAGAAUUCGGGGGAUCAAAUUGGGGGGUCGUCUGUCCCCGAUGAUACCGCUUCUAGUUAAAUUUUUCUUUUCUUUUUUGUUUAAUAUCUUUUUGUUCUCCGCGACCUUUGAUCAUGAUACCUCGGAUAUUCUUAACGGAUAAGUAUAAUGUUUCGGGAUAUCUUUGUUUCCUUAGCUUUCGAGAUUCUCUUCGUUUGGGUCGUUGAGACACGACGAAGCCCUGAUACUUAUAAAGCUUCGCUUUGUUUUUAGGA